AUGCCUUUGUGCAACAAAGUUUUGAGCAAUUACUCUAUGAAACCAUCGAAGCUCAAAGACCAUCUAAGAAGGUGUCAUCCUGAUAAAAUAGGUAAAGAUUUAAAAUAUUUUCAAACAUUGAAGGAAAAAUAUGAAAAGAGACCCACCGUGCACAGUAUGCUCACUUCUAUGACUCAAAGUAACGAUGUUGGCUUUCGGGCAUCUUACAAUAUCUCAUUGCAUAUUGCGAAAUCUAGGAAACCGCACAACAUCGGAGAACAGUUAAUUUUACCAACUGUUGAGGAGGUUUUGAAAACUGUUCUGCACAUGCCUUCACGUGAUGUACUUAAAAGAAUUCCUUUAAGUAACGACACUGUACAAAGACGUAUUGAUGAAAUGAGCUCUGAUAUUGAAAGUUUCUUGUGUAGUUAUCUACAAACAACUCAUUUUUCUAUUCUACUGGACGAGUUAACUUUACUUGGUAAUGAAGCAUUAUUAUUGGCAUAUGUUCGAUUUAUUAUAGACGAAGAAAUCCAUGAAGAGCUGCUAUUCGCGAAAACUUUAUUUAAGCUUCUGCGUGAUUUUAUUCAGGAAAAAUCGAUUCCAUUUACAAUGGUCGGACGUUAUCGUGGGUUUAUAAGCCAUCUUAAAAGAAUAAUAUCAGGAGUAACCGCAAUACACUGUGUCAUCCACCGACAACACCUGGUAGCGAAAAAUUUGAGUGAUAGAUUGCAUCAAUCGCUUCAACUUGUGAUUAAAUCUGUUAAUGAAUUGAGAAACAGAUUUAAAAGAAUACUUUUAUUUAUUAGAUUUGUAUUUGUAGCUCGGUGGCGUAGUGGAUAAGCGCCGCGGCCCGCGAUCGUUUUCGUUAAGCAACUUUCGCAAGGGUCGGUCACGGGAUGGGUGACCAAAAAAUUAUUAUCUCGAGCUACUCCAUGCUUCGUAAAGCACGUUAAGCCGUUGGUCCCGGCUGCAUUUGCAGUCGUUAAUACCCUCCAAUCCGCAUUGGGCCAGCGUGGAGGAUCAUAGCCCAUACUCCUUAACCAUCCAUAAGGAAUGCCUGAUUGCAGUUGGGUCGUAAAAGGGCUGAUGAGGAUGAUGAUGAUGAACUUGCAGUUACAAGGGGAUAGCCUAAAUUUAAAAAACAAAGAGUAUAAUUUCGGCUUAUAUUGA
This is a messenger RNA of Diatraea saccharalis (sugarcane borer), 1152 nucleotides long. NCBI's taxonomy places the organism in Eukaryota, Metazoa, Arthropoda, Insecta, Lepidoptera, Crambidae. The record is from the annotation of a GenBank genome assembly.